CUCGAGGCGCCACCAGCAGUGCAGAGCCCCCUGCCGCCCCUCCCGGGGGAGGCGGCACCGCCCCUGCAUGGAGCCGGCGCCGGCCGCCGUCCCCCCGUUCCAGCCGCCGGCGCGGGCCUGCGGCGCGAGGGGUGGCCCGGAGGCCCAGGCGCCCCGCGAGCCCCCCCGCUCACCGCUGCCAUGGCGGCGCAGGUUCACGCCCCGGCCAGACCAGGAGGAGGAUCUGGCGAGCUGCAGCGGGGGCAGCGGUGCGGGCUCGCCGCUGCAGCGGAGGCAGCGCGCCGUCUUCCGGACGGGCUCCCUCGAUGGCGGGCUGGACGACGCCGCGCCCCCAUCCUGUGCGGCGGCUGCGGGCUGGCAAUCUCCCUGUGCUGCACGUGGUGCCAGGUCUGCGAGGGGCCUACCCAGCUGGUGGUGGGCGGCUGGCACUUUAUAGGCGAGACGACGGAGGUGUACGAGGCCGGAGGGUCCAGCCCCUCCGCCGCCCUGGCCAACAGCAGCGUCCGCUUCGGCCGCGCGCGGUCGGCUGGCAGCCUCGGCUCCAGCGGCUGCUUCCCGCUCGACGAGGGCGGUGGCGGCUCCCCGUGCCGGGAGCUGCUGGUGGCGGCCAAGAGCGUGCCGCUGGACGGGGUGCCGGAGGACGUGGAGCUGGCCCCAGAGAUCCAGCGUGUGCCGCGCCUUCGGCCGCAUGCACCCGAACCUGCUGCCGGUGCUCUUCGGGCAGGCCACGGCGACAGAGCUGGUGCUGCUGAGCCCGUACGCGCCGGGGGGCGACCUGAAGAAGCUUACCCACAUCGGGGCGGGCUCGUGGAGGUGCCUCGAGGAGGUGGACGCGAGCUACCUGGCCUGCCAGCUGCUCUCGGGCCUGGGGGCCCUGCACGGCGCGGGCUUCCUGCACGGGGACGUGAAGCCGCACAACGUGUUCCUGACGCGCGUGCGGGGCGCCUACGUGGGGCAGCUGGGGGACUUCGGGCUCACCCGGCGGGUGCCGCCCGAGGGCCUGCCCAGCAUCGGCGGGACCUCCGGCUACCUGGCCCCGGAGAUGGUGGGGCGGGUCGUGGGCCAGCCCGGGCCCCUGCAGACCUGCGCGGCCGACCUGUUCGCGCUGGGGGUCACGAUGUACCAGCUGCUCUCGGGCAUGUGCCCCUUCGACCCGCCGUCCAACGUGCGCGAGCCGCUGGACUUCGACGCGGGCUGCUGGGAUCCCCUGGCGGCCGAGGCGAGGCAAUUCGUCGGCCUGCUGCUGGGCAAGGCCCCCGAGGACCGGGGCACCGCGGGGGCGGCGCUGGCCCACCCGUGGCUGGGCCUGGCGCCCGGGAGGCCGCGGGGAGUGGAGAGGCCGCGCGGGGCCCCGCAGCCGGCCAGCGCCAUCCGCUUCCACCCGAUGGCGAAGGGAGAGCCGAGGGGCUGAGGGGCGCCGGCGCCCGCGUAGGGGCUGACUGCGCCGCCGCGGCCUUUGUCCCGCGAGUGGCCGAUUGCGGUCGCUGAUAGGUGCGUCACUUCUCUCGGGACCAUCCUUAUGCUCAUGGCGUGGGUCUCCUUCCGGGGAGGCCCCUCGGGGCCCUCCUCCGUCGCCACGGCCGCUCGCAGCUCGGCGCCAGCGCGCAGCGCUCUGCAGGCGGCCCCCCUGCCUCCGGGAUGGGGUGCGGAACCGUCGUGGCGGCCGCGCGUGUCUUUUUUGCUCGCUGCCUUCUCGCGUCGCGCGGGCUUCUCGUCGGGAGGGCUCGGCCCUCGUCCCACCUGUCCCCCUCGCUUCUUAUUUCUCCACCCUGCUGAAUGCCGCACCAGGGUUCCGCGACCCUUCGGCUGUGCUCUCGCACGUAUAGUUGUGAAGGGU
This is a messenger RNA of Prorocentrum cordatum, 1837 nucleotides long. NCBI's taxonomy places the organism in Eukaryota, Dinophyceae, Prorocentrales, Prorocentraceae. The record is from the annotation of a GenBank genome assembly.